Populus trichocarpa (black cottonwood) is the source of this 1131-nucleotide messenger RNA. RefSeq names its product transcription factor BEE 3. The record is from RefSeq and is a predicted model, not a curated record. Gene Ontology annotation, molecular function: protein dimerization activity; DNA-binding transcription factor activity. The transcript is spliced from 6 exons. Gene Ontology annotation, cellular component: nucleus. Gene Ontology annotation, biological process: regulation of DNA-templated transcription. NCBI's taxonomy places the organism in Eukaryota, Viridiplantae, Streptophyta, Magnoliopsida, Malpighiales, Salicaceae. Bases 72 to 893 code for a protein of 273 amino acids.
CUCAUUAUGAUCCAAAACAACCAUUUGGCUCUCCCUACGACUAAGCUUCAUAAUAAUAUAAAGACAAAUUCAUGGCUGAUUUCACAGCAGAUUUGCAAAGCUUUAGGCCACCAUUUCCUUUCUUAGAUAUUGAUCCAAGCAUGGUGGCGUUAAGCCAAUUCACAGAAGUAAGUCAAGCCAUCCUAGAUAAUCCAAGCGUGAAUAAUAUUCAUAGCUUCAUGCCUUUCACUAGUGACAACUUCUUCAGCCAUCAAGCACCAGAAUUCCCUGGAAACUUAGCGGAAGGUUUUGCUGGUAUUUUCCAUCAAAACGACCAGAACGUUAUGCCAGUUUCUCAGCCCUUUACCACACCUGGAAAUGAAAGCGAAUUCCAAGAAAGCAAGAAGAGAAAGGCAAUGGAUGUGUCUGAAAGCAGUUCUAUGAACUCAUCUCCUCAAGUUUCUGAGAGUGGGAGUAAGAGGAGAAAUGUAAAUAGCUCAAGAAGGGGAAAGGGAGUGAAAAGCAAUGAGGAUGGGAAACCAAAAGACGUUGUUCAUGUUAGAGCUAGGAGAGGUCAAGCCACUGAUAGCCACAGUUUAGCAGAAAGGGUUAGAAGAGGAAAAAUCAAUGAAAGAUUAAGAUGCUUGCAAGAUAUAGUGCCUGGCUGCUACAAGACCAUGGGCAUGGCAGUAAUGUUGGAUGAGAUAAUUAAUUAUGUCCAGUCCUUGCAAAAUCAAGUUGAGUUUCUAUCCAUGAAGCUCACUGCAGCAAGCACAUUCUACGACUUCAACGCGGAAACAGAUGCUAUUGAAACAAUGCAGAGGGCAAAAGCACAGGAGGCAAAAGAGCUGCAAAGAGCUAUGAGAGAAGGAUCCGGAGGGUUUGCUCACAUCCACUCAACAUGGUCCCUCUGACUUUAAUGUUUGGAUGUUACUCCUUGUUUCCGAACAACACAUGAAGAUUCUCUAUAUUUCCCAACUACUUCUACUGCUAUUAUUAUUAUUAUUAUUAUUAUUAUAUUUUUUUAAACUUCCAAUAUCUCAAGAUUAGAUCCCACUUCAUGCUAUAUAGCAAGCACAAGUGGCAUAAUUGUUCAGUACGUCAAACUUGGUCUGGGAAUACAAAUUUAUUGACAAGAGCCUUCUUGACUCA